AUGCCGGGAAGUUUAGAACCCUUGGAUUUGGGGGUUCACAUACCCUACCACUUCAGAUGCCCAAUUUCGCUCGAACUCAUGCGAGACCCAGUAACGGUCUGCACCGGUCAAACCUACGACCGACACAGCAUCGAGUCAUGGGUGAGCACCGGCAACACCACGUGCCCCGUCACACGUGCCACUCUCACCGAUUUCACCCUAAUCCCCAACCACACCCUCCGCCGCCUUAUCCAAGAGUGGUGCGUUGCUAACCGCGCUUUCGGCGUCGAGAGAAUCCCCACUCCGAAACAGCCCGCAGACCCUGCCUUGGUUCGCUCCCUUCUCAACCAGACAUCCUCCGAUUCCGCUCCAACUCACCUUCGUCUCUCCGCGCUCCGUCGACUCAGACAACUCGCUCGCGACUCGGACAAGAAUCGCUCCCUCAUUUCCUCUCACAACGUCCGCCAGAUCCUUCUCCCUAUUGUUUUCAAUGCUUCCGAAGAGUUGAAACACGAGUCGCUUGCGCUACUCGUUUUGUUUCCGCUCGGCGAGUCUGAAUGCGCCGCGCUCGCCUCCGACUCCGGGAAGGUUAAUUAUCUCUCGCGGUUGCUCUCGCACAACUCGCUCGACGUCCGAGUUAACUCGGCCGCGUUGAUUGAGAUCGUCGUCGCCGGGACUCACUCGCCGGAGCUCCGCGCGCAGGUGAGCAAUGUCGACGAAAUCUACGACGGAGUCGUGGACCUGCUCCGCAACCCGAUUUCGUACCCGCUCGCGCUCAAGAUCGGGAUCAAGGCCUUGUUCGCGCUGUGCUUGGUGAAGCAAACGCGGCACAAGGCGGUGGCCGCCGGCGCGCCGGCGGUUCUCGUUGACAGGCUCGCGGACUUUGAGAAAUGCGACGCGGAGAGGGCGCUCGCCACGGUGGAGCUCCUCUGCCGGAUUCCGGUGGGAUGCGCGGCGUUCGCUGGCCACGCGCUGACGGUGCCGAUGCUGGUGAAGAUAAUUCUGAAAAUAUCAGAUCGCGCGACCGAGUACGCCGCCGGAGCGUUGCUGUCGCUGUGCUCCGAAUCGGAGCGGUGCCAGCGAGAGGCGGUGACGGUGGGCGUGCUGACUCAGCUUCUGCUUCUGGUGCAGAGCGAUUGCACGGAGAGAGCGAAGAGGAAGGCGCAGAUGUUGCUGAAGCUUCUUCGGGAUUCGUGGCCGCAAGAUUGCAUCGGAAAUUCUGACGAUUUUGCAUGCAGCCAGGUCGUUGUGGUUCCCUUUUGA
This is a messenger RNA of Sphenostylis stenocarpa, 1242 nucleotides long. The record is from the annotation of a GenBank genome assembly. Lineage: Eukaryota; Viridiplantae; Streptophyta; Magnoliopsida; Fabales; Fabaceae.